Paramecium tetraurelia is the source of this 1751-nucleotide messenger RNA. RefSeq lists its product as uncharacterized. The transcript has 3 exons. The record is from RefSeq and is a predicted model, not a curated record. Lineage: Eukaryota; Ciliophora; Oligohymenophorea; Peniculida; Parameciidae. Gene Ontology annotation, molecular function: palmitoyltransferase activity; protein binding.
AUGAGUGAUAAUGUUUUGGACGAAUAUGAGUCUCUUGAAUUGAAUAGUGAAUCUCAUGAUUCUAAAUUGAUACCUCAGCCAUAGCAAUAUGUACAAGAAGACUUAGAGGACAUAAUCAGAUAAUAGCCAAUCUUUUUUGAAUAAGAAAUUCAAUCUGGAAACUUUAAUUUGUUGGUAUUGCAUACUCCUGAGAAUUUGGAUGAACUAGAUUCCACAGGCUAUGCAUUAAUUCAUCAUGCAAUCUCAUUCGAAAGAUAGGACAUUAUCAAAUACCUACUUGUCAAGGGUGCAAAUCCUUUGAAUAAAUCUCAAAUUGAAUAAAGCUGUUUAAUGAUGGCUUGUCACUUUGGAAACCAAGAGUUGGUUUAGCUUUUUAUAGAAUUAGGAAACAAGAUCAACGAUUAAGAUAAUUUAUAAUUUACUCCUCUUCUUUAUGCCACCAAAUGUAACCACCACUUGAUUGCACUCUACUUGAUUGCUCUGCAAGCCAACACAGAUGUCAAAGAUAAUGCUGGAUGUACCAUAAUGCAUUGGGCUGCCUAUACAAAUGAUGUGUAUAUGCUCAAAUAUUUUGAAGGCGAUAAAUCCUAUAAUCAGCAGGAUUCUAAGGGCAAGACUCCAUUGAUAAGAGCAAUUUCUAAUUAUUCGAACGAUGCUGUCGAAUAUUUGCUUAGGACAUACCCAGACAUUAUGCCUAAUAAGGAAAUAGAUUUAAAGACUUAAGCCAUAAAAAAGAUAGUUGAAACUGUGAAGUACCAAUAAUUCAUAAAAAAGCACAAUACGAGAUUCGUUUAAUAUUCAUUUAUAGGUGUAGUUUAUUUUAUAAUUGGGGUUCUUGUUGUGAACAAUUUUUGGAGAUUGCAAAAUGAUGACGUCUAUGGAUAUAGCAUUUCCUUAAUUUCCUUAAUUCUGACACUCUACAGUUUAUUUUAUUGCAUUAUAUUUAUAUCUAAAACUACAAGCAGACAGGAGGAAGGCAAAAAGAUAUCUAAGGGUUUGGGACAUCCCAAGAUAAGUUAUGAAUGUCAUCACCAUGGGGAUGGGGAACAUAGACAUCACAUUUUGGAAGAGGAGAUCAACUUGGGAGAAAAUCAAGAUGAUGUGGAAUAUGGGAAUUCAUAGAAUCUAUCAGAAUUGUUGAGAGCAGUCAAAUUGCAUUUUGAGAAGGAUGAGCAAUUUUUGACUUUCGAAAUAACAAGGACUUGUCCAAAAUGCAAAAUAGUUUAAAAAGCACAAGUGUACCAUUGUGAUCAUUGUAAUUUAUGUGUCAAAGGAUUUCAAUUUCACUCCAUCUACUUGAAUAAAUGCAUAAACAACACAAAUCAUUUUUUCUAUGUCAUCUUAUUGUUAUCCUACUUCAUAACGUUUGUAAUUAAUGUCUACACUGCAUUUUAUACAUUAUCGAAUAAUAAUUUUAGUAUUACUUUAUUUUACUUCCUGCCCUUGUUUUCAAACAUUAGUAUUGUCGAAUAAAUCGCAUAUUAUGGGAUGAUUUUUGGCAUAUACAUCACGUCAAUCAAUUUAAUUGUGUAGGUUGUUUGCGUGUUUUGCAAUAUGACUGAACACGAGUUAUUGAACACUGAACAAUAUAAGUAUCUUUAUGAACUUAUACUAAUUAAUGGAUUUUAUUACAUGAAACUAAGAAAAGUUGGGGAUAUAUUUGAAAACGUAAAAUCUUACAUUUGGAAUUAAUAUAGUGAAUUAAGAAUCUUGUGAUAUAUUUAAUUUAAAGUUACACAUUUUAUUACCUU